CCUGUAGGUCUGAUCUAUGAUACUGGCUUAGCAAUGAAGGUUUGGAGAAAAGAAAUUCUCACCUCGCUAACCCUUUUAACAACAAUUCAAGCUUGUUAUGCUGUCGCUGUUAUAGAGAAGCUAUCAGAACAUCGGGCUGUGCAUGAUCUCAGAGGUAGGUUAACUCAGUAUACGUGGCUGUUAACACUGACCGACAGUCAUGAAUAGCAAAGACAAAACUACAAGACUAGAAAUGUGCGACAUCAGAAAAAUGUUUAUUUGCAAUUGCUACGUGACACCUGUCAAGAAACCUUAACUCGGACCGAACUUAUACCAAUAUAAAAAAUACCAAGAUUCAUCACUUAUACUGACACAAUAAAUACACCGACAUAUAACAGAGCAUACAAUGUAAAAGAGGAAGGAAUUAUUUUUAAUUAAUGGAUUUCGUUUUGUCCUGUACUCACUCACUUGUAGCAAUUUUCAUCUGUAAAUAGCCCUUUGUUGGUCAAGGUAAAAAAAAAGCCACUUUUAAAAAAUAAAAAAAAAUCACCCACAGAGGGAAAACAUGACUUGGCGACCGCAUGUUUUGUGGGUGAAAGAACAAAUUAAAUCGUCUCAGAAAAAAAGAAUUAGAGCAGCUAAUGUUUUUAAAAUCAGGUUUGGCCGGAUUCUGCUUUAUAACAUUCCUUUGCCUUCUUCUCUCCACGGACUUCUCUUAAAACUAAUUUUCCUAGUCUUCUAGCAGGUGGAUGAAAUUCCUUUCACGGCGGCGCUUCUUUCUUUCUUAGCUUCCGCUCAAGUUGUUUUCAUACGCUUGGUUAUCUUAAAAGCUACAAAAGUGAUGAACAAACUGACGUACUAUUUAUCUUUUCAUUGAAGAUAUUAAGCUUAAGCAAUGCGGAAGAAGACACUCUUCUCCAAUAAGACAAAAGCACAUGAGGAGCAAGAUGCUUAUUAGACCUCAUGCGCUUAGAAAGCGGAUAGUUGGAGGCCAUGUCAGCGGUGAUGGCGCAUGGCCAUGGCACGUAACAUUGUUCUUAGAUGGGUCGCAAGUGUGCGGUGGAUCACUCAUCUCUGAAGACUGGGUCCUAACUGCAUGCCAUUGUUUUACAGGUAUGUAAUCAGCUCUUUACGCAUGUCACCUUUACUAAAUGAGUGUAUUAAAGAAACAUACACAUAAACGUCUUUUCUAGAGAGCUGCAACAGGUAUGUUAUCGUGCAUGGUUCUAAGCAGUAGAGGGUAGCGGUGCAAGUGAGACGUGAUUGUAAUCGCACGCCGACAUUUUAUCAGGUUAAAGCAAAUUCUCAGCUCAGUUGGGGUUGAUUAUUAGUGAGCUUACGCAACAGGACAGCAGAGAGAAGAGGACGGCAAAACGUUUGUGUGUGACAAACAUGACAGGGCUAUUAGUAGUGUGUUUUGUUGUGAUCUUUUACUCAACCUUACUGUGUUUUGGUCUUUCACAAAAACUAGAGAUCUGUUUAAAGGAAUGUGUAGUUUGGCGGAGAUAUUAUAUUACAUAAUAAUUAUCAACGCCUGUCACACAGGUUUUGCCGUCUUCUUUCCCGCGCCGUCCUUUUGGGUAAGUUCACUAUUACUGUUCUAGCGACGAGUGAUCAUGUUUGUGCUCCUCAGAUUACCGCUCGUCAAAGGAUCCAUCUCGCUGGAAGGUUAAACUUGGUUCACAUCAAACCGCACAUGAGAAGAGAAUAUUUGAACAAGUAAGAGGAGUCAACAAGAUCAUCAUGCACCCGAGGUAUUAUGGGAAAACUGAAGAUGGAGUUCUUGUUCAGCCGCCAGAUUAUGACGUAGGUUAGUAACAUGUUCACAGGCAUAUGAAUAACUUACGACAUGUAAAUGAUAGUGGUAUGUAACUUUAAAAGACUCGUUCUCUUUCGAAUACGUCAUGUUUACAGACUAACGAGUUUAACAGAAAACACAUGCUAUAUAUGGAUAACGGUCAUAACUGGGUUUUUCCUCUUUUAAAAAAAGAGCACUUGUUUAAAUAACAACUUCUAGCCUUCCGAAAUUAUCAUAUAGUGACAUUUUAAAAUUCUAAAAUCAUCGUAUAGUAUGUGCAGUUGGAUUUAGAGAAAUCACUUUGCAAGAAACUUUCUUAUACAGUGUAAAUGCACGGAAAUUCCUCUGGUUUCAUUCGAAACAAACGAGAUUUCAUGUCAAAGGCACCCAACGACGGUUUCCUCCUAAAUAUACAGAAAACUCUUUUUAGGCCAUCAAGAGUACUUUUCAAUCUUUAGAAAUGCAUUCUUAGCGGCGCUUUAAAAUUUGUUUCUCUUCGGUAUAUCCUAUAAGGGGAACUUGAGUCUUUUCGAAAUUACAAGGGCUUCCGUAUUAUUUUCUCGAAAAUUUUAGAUGCCACUUGACGUUUUAUGAGAGGGAGAUUUUUAUUAAUUCUCUCUCCAUCACAUCUUUGAAUCCGAAAAUUUCAGGUUUCCUUUUUGUACGAAAAUUAUCCCAACAUAGGGAGUAAAAUGUGAGUGAAAUUAAACUUCAGAAAAUCGUAGGGAAGUUAUAAGAUAAGCUUUAGAAAAUUCCGGGCAAUAUUUGCUUUUCCGAAAAGAUAGUCACAGAAAACAGUCGUUGGGUGCCCCUAUUCAUGUAUACAGCUUAGCUUAACGUGUGGCACGAAAGUUUUGCGGGAGUUUAUUUGCGGAUUGGCGUUUUUUUGUGUUUUGCGGCAACUAAUUUUUGCGAAUAGGACAGAUUGGUCUUUCUUGCUUGAAAUUAAUUUUUGCGAUUUUCAGGAAGUACCCAGUGCCCAGCAUUGAGAAUAUUUUCCUUUUUAUUGAGUACGUGCAAUAGAAUACAUAUGUUCAAACAAUAAACCAGUAUUUCGUUGUAUACCGUUUCGUUUCUGAAUGAAAGAGACAAGUUCUGAUUGAACAGACACGAUUUCUUUGUACUGUAUUGCGGGAAAAAUGUUUGUGGUAAUUUUUAUUUGCGGGAACUUAUUUUUACGGAUCGCUGGAAAAAUUGCAAAAAUCACAAAAAAUUUCUUACCACACGGUAAGUAUCAAUACUACAUCUUCGUUUAGGAUAAAGAAAGUAACAAUUUGUGUAUUGUGUCACUCUUUCAGCUCUUCUUCGACUUUCAAACCCAGCCAGAUAUGAUAGUCACGUGCUUCCAAUUUGCUUAGCAACCGAUAGAAUAGAAUUCCCGUAUGGGAAGAUUUGCUACAUAACGGGCUGGGGAACAAUUGGAUGGAACAAGCCGCGAUCUAAGCUUUUACAAGAAGCUCCAAUCCCUUUAGUAUCGAGAGAUGAAUGCAAUGAAAAAAAAUCAUACAACGGAACAGUUCCCCUAACGGCCUUAUGCGCAGGCUUUAAAGAUGGAAGGGUUGACGCAUGCCAAAAGGAUAGUGGUGGACCGCUUGCUUGUGAACAUAGCGGACGCUGGUACCUCGUGGGUGUGGUAUCGUGGGGGAAAAGAUGCGCGUUGCCGAAUAAGUACGGUGUUUAUGCCGACGUACGAGUUUUACAUGCGUGGAUUACAAACAUUGUGGGAAAUGACUGA
Molecule: messenger RNA, 3512 nt
Organism: Porites evermanni
Lineage: Eukaryota; Metazoa; Cnidaria; Anthozoa; Scleractinia; Poritidae
Source: the annotation of a GenBank genome assembly